Messenger RNA from Hippopotamus amphibius kiboko, 2991 nucleotides. It is a transcript of the gene HASPIN, whose product is annotated as histone H3 associated protein kinase. The transcript has a single exon. Gene Ontology annotation, cellular component: nucleus; cytoplasm. The record is from RefSeq and is a predicted model, not a curated record. Gene Ontology annotation, molecular function: histone H3T3 kinase activity; ATP binding. Gene Ontology annotation, biological process: intracellular signal transduction; protein phosphorylation; mitotic cell cycle. The coding region runs from base 24 to 2369 and encodes 781 amino acids. NCBI's taxonomy places the organism in Eukaryota, Metazoa, Chordata, Mammalia, Artiodactyla, Hippopotamidae.
GAAUUGCCUGGCGGGUGCCGGCGAUGGCGGCGUCACUCCCGCGACCCGGGAGUCGGCUCUUCCGAACCUAUGGGGCGGCCGGCGGCGGGGCCCCGCGGCGGCGGCCGGGCCAGGCAGUCGUGCAGUGGUUCCCGCCGCAAGACCAGAAGCGUCUCUUAAGCAGCAGUAGCAGCGACGCCAGCGGCGGCGGCCCCUCGCGGUCUGUGGUCUCCGAUGACCCUGACGACCCCGACUUCCCCGGCAGCCCGGUGGGCCGGCGGCGGAGGCCCACUGGCGGCCGACUCUCCAAGGACCGGCCGAGUCUGAUCGCGACCCCGAGACGCCUGAGGCUGCGAGCGCGGUGCCCGCAGAAGUGCAGCACCCCCUGCGGCCCGCUCGGACCGCCGCCCUUCCCCAGCAGCAACCCCGGCCUCCUGAGCCCGGACCUCGGUGUGUGCGGCCAGCCCGGGGACGGCGGCGCGCUGGGCACCAGUGCCUCCCUGUUCAUUUCUCCGGCCUCUCCCGGCCCGGGGUCCCCUGAGCCAGGAGACAGCAUCUGUACCGACCCCUCCGCCUUUCUGGAUGCAGCCUGUGGAGCUCCGAGCGGCUUCCACCUCCCGGAAGCCUCCCUGGACCAGGCACCUCUCCCCUGUUACCAGGAGGCAGAGACAGCAGGAGGCAGGCUCACCAGGUUGGCCCACCGAGCCCGUGCCAGCAUCAGGUCAGCUCUCUUUAGCCUUUUGGACUCGGAAAAUCCUGAGGAUUCUGAGUUUGGGGCAGAUGGGAAGAAUAUGCGGGAGUCCUGCUGUGACAGGGGAUUGGCCGGGAGGAGACUGGAGAGCCCAGGUUUAUCAAGCAUGGGUAAGAAGAGGGCCACAGACCCGGGCUCUUGGCGAGAGAUUGGGUCUCCAGGGGCCAUCCAGAUAGAAUACGGGGAGGCCGGUGGCUGCAAGGGCAGUAUCGCACCUGGGAAAAGCAACAGGCCUGAGAGAACUGGGCCAAGCCGGAAAAGGAAACAUCAGGAGACAGCAGAAACCUCCCUCCUCCAUCACCACCAGUUUAAAAAAGGCCAAAAGAUUGGAAAAGGGUCAUUCGUCACCCAGGACCUGACUCGUUUACAGGAGGCCUGCUCUUGGACCAAAGCCAGGGCCUCCUUCAGUUUCCACAAGAAAAAGAUUGUGACGGCUAUGUCAGAAAUGUGCAGCAGCUACACCAUUGCCAAUUCACUCUCCGAGUCCCUCAUAUCAGAAUAUUCAAACCCUCCUGUCACAAACAGAACAAACAGUGCCCUGUCCCCUUGGCACUCGUCCUCCAUGUAUUUGCUUACCCCCUUAAAGACACUACAUGGCACAGACAAAAAAGCAUCCGAUGCAGAAAAGGUUUAUGGGGAAUGCAAUCAGGAGGGUCCUAUCCCCUUCAGCGACUGCCUUUCUGCAGAAAAACUGGAAUGCUGUGAGAAGAUCGGGGAAGGGGUGUUCGGUGAGGUGUUUCAAACGGUUGCUAACCACACACCUGUAGCCCUAAAAAUCAUUGCUAUUGAAGGACAGGAGUUAGUCAAUGGAGCUCAUCAGAAAACUUUUGAGGAAAUCCUUCCAGAGAUUAUCAUCUCCAAAGAGUUGAGCCUCUUGUCUGAUGAGGUAUGCAACCGCACGGAAGGCUUCAUUGGGCUGAACUCGGUACACUGUGUUCAAGGCUGUUACCCCCCCUUGCUCCUCCAAGCCUGGGAUCGCUAUAAGGCAACCAAAGGGUCUGCAAAUGACCGGCCUGACUCUUUUGAGGAAGACCAGCUCUUCAUCGUGCUGGAAUUUGAGUUUGGAGGGAUUGACUUAGAGCAAAUGAGGACGAAGCUGUCCUCCAUCACCACUGCAAAGAGCAUCCUGCACCAGAUCACCGCGUCCCUCGCCGUGGCAGAGGCAUCACUGCACUUUGAGCACCGAGACUUGCACUGGGGUAAUGUGCUCUUAAAGAAAACCAGCCUCAAAGAGCUCCACUACACCCUCAACGGGAAGACAAGCUCCAUCCCCACCCGAGGGCUGCAGGUCAACAUCAUCGACUAUACCCUGUCGCGCUUGGAGCGGGACGGGAUCGUGGUUUUCUGUGACAUUUCCAUGGACGAGGACCUGUUUACAGGAGAAGGUGACUACCAGUUUGAGAUCUACAGGCUGAUGAGGAAGGAAAACAACAACUGCUGGGGCGAAUAUCACCCUUAUAACAACGUGCUCUGGCUACACUACCUCACCGAUAAGAUCCUGAAAGAAAUGACCUUCAAGACCAAAUGUAACACCCCCACCUUGAAGAAAAUGAGGAAAAAGAUCCAGCAUUUCCAUGAGACUAUGUUGAACUUCCACUCUGCCACGGACCUGCUCUGCCAGCACAGUCUGUUUAAGUAAGCUGGGGGUGCCGACUGCCCCCAAAGGAGAGGGUCUGGAAGCCCCCGAUGCCGUUUUUAACCUCUGUCCCCACAGCAGGGUGGGAUUCCUGUUCUUACAGGUUUCCAAUCAGCUUUUCAAACAAGAAUUUUGUUUCCAAGUGGACACUGAAAUGUUUGUUGUAAUGUUUAAACUUAACAAAUAUUCUUUAAAAAAUAAACUAUACAUGAGAACAAGCGUUUACAAAUGAAAAGCCCUCUUUCUGUCAGCAGACUCCAUUUUGUAAAUUCCUUUCCACAUUUUCCUUUUUGAGCCUUGACACUUUAUGUAGCCUGAGCAGAAAAAAAAAAAAAUCAGGAAAGCCCAAGGCCUCAGCUGCCACACUGCUCAGAGCCAGUUGCUGUUGGUGUCAUAAGGCUGGCUUUGACAGUUGAGGAGUCAGCCGAAAGCAGAGAGGCUGUAGCAGAGCAGAGGCCUCGGCAGACAGACCGGAAGGCAAGAGGAAAGGAAGAUGGUAGACAGUUUAUAGGGAGAAGUGCGAGAAACGCCACAUGUUUAUCAAGCUCAUUUGCCAAUCACAGAGAAGCAGAAUUUAUCAAUGAUUUUCAAAGGGAAAAUAAAUGUCUCCGUGGCUACUAAAAAA